AUGGAUCGAACAUUACAAGGUAACGGAGAGCAACCUUAUGACGGCGAAAUAUCUAGAGUUAAAUCUUAUCGAUUGGUCAGCCGGAUUUCGUAUGGCAUAUUGUCAGGAGACUCCUUUGAUUGAAUUAAUUGAGCCCUUCAAGGAUGCUAUUGUCAGGAUGGCAAAUCGUUAUUGUAAGAACGCCACUGCCUGUCGACUGGAGAAGCCGUAAGUAAUCAAGUAUCAGAAAUCCAAGUUCCAGUGUUGUGUUCAAUAAGCACUUGGUGGUAUUAUUGGACGGGUUCCCUAAGAGAGAUAACAGAAUCGCGAUCUUCCGCUUCUAUGUUGUUCUUCCUCAUGAGGCCAAAGUGAUUGGGAGGAAGAUAGAAAAACCAUUGUUGUCUACCAAGAUAUUGACAGGUGAGAAGUCUACGGUCUUAUGCACAAUUCCAUUCAGAGAUUCUGCGUUCCCAAUCAGCUGAAAUAACGAAUCGUCUUGGUUGGCACAUAAUUAGCCGCGAGAGGUACCCCCGCUUUGAUCCCGUCACCACCUUCAUGAAUCGCGCCCUUAUUCCUAUUGGCAUUGUCGCCGGUCUUUUAAUGUUGUUCCUGGCUUACUGGUCUAGUACAAUAAUGUCAGUUCAGCCCUCUCCUCCCCUUAGUUCUCAUAAUACUAGUUUAGAUCCGGGCAAUCGAUAUACAGCGGCGAUGGUUGGAUGGUCACCGGCUCGAGUGGGGGUAAAAAUGCGGCUCUGAGGUACUGUAAUGUUGUGAAUCCCUUGAGUUCGUUUUCACUUCCUCGUUUCGUUCAGAUAUUGCACCCCUUUGUGUUGUGUAUAUUCCCUUACCUUUGUCUUCGGUUAAGUAUCUCUUUCCCUUGUUUUUACAUCGAGUAAAUGCUUUAUCUUCAGACGCACCAUGGAAAUUAUUGAAGAACAAAAAUAUCGGUUCGACCACAUGGAGAAGCACCGUGUGAGCGGCGAGAAUGUGUAUGUAUACCAUGCUGUUCCUCGGCCGGGUGUUCGAAUUAACCCUCAAGAGUCGCAGAUCCAGAUCCGUGCUUCUGAACUCCCUAAGAACCCCGAGAUUGCUCGACAGAGUUCCAGUUCCACUCCUGCUGAGUCAGAUUAUGGGUCGGAAGCUCAGGAUAAGGUGCCGGAGAUCGUAAUCAUGCAUGCCCGAGACUCCUCUCGCGAUACGAUGGAUAGUGGACCUAAUUCGAGGAGAACGUCCAUAACGGGGUAAGUUUACGUAUUUGAUGACCAUGUUCGUCUUUAACUCAUAUAAGUCGAACUUUUAGUCAUCGUCGUACUUCUGGAAUGCGUCGGAUGAGUGCUUUUGAUGCGUUCAAAGCCAAGAAUAGAGGCUUCUUCGGAGGGGGAGGAGGAACUCGGCCAGAGAGACAGAAGCGUUGGAAAACCGGAAGCAUAAUGUUGAAUCAGUUCGGAUCCAAGGAAGGAAAACUAUGA
Molecule: messenger RNA, 1448 nt
Organism: Bursaphelenchus xylophilus (pine wood nematode)
Lineage: Eukaryota; Metazoa; Nematoda; Chromadorea; Rhabditida; Aphelenchoididae
Source: the annotation of a GenBank genome assembly